AUGCUUCCUAGAAAUAUCCGUACUGCUAGCUUCUCCGCUGGAGAUGAUCUGGAUUGUCCCACUACAGGAGAACGCAGUUCACACAGCCAUCCACAGGGCUUCCCACAGAAUAAAACAUCUGGGCACAUCUCGAAAAAUGUUUCAGGCCUACCUCUGAGCAUUACAGAAAAUUCCUUGAUAGUCUCGAAUUCAGAAUCCACACCGCACAGGAAGGAAGACGGGAUAAGGCAGAAUACAGUUAAGGAUGCAAAAUUCCUUCCUAAGAAACGCAAAUGGGGACCCCACAUACCUCCAGUUGGUAAUAUUGAUAUGGCCGAGGCUUACAUAGCACAGAAGGAAUGCUAUGAGCAGCAGAAGUUGAUCGCUGCAGACAGGCUCAAGGUGCAACGGUUGCGUGCAACGAUGUGGGAGCAGAGAGAAGAGGAAACGGCUUUAAGGGAUUCGAUCAGAAGUCAUCUCAGUAAUAUCACAUGCUGCAAUUGCCAAUCUACUGCAGAGCUCAUUGAAAAGGAUUACGCUGCUCUCCGGUCAAUCGCACACUAUUAUUUGGAUUUGGAAUACCAGUAUAACCAGUCUGAGGAUGACUUGGAGGAGCUUGAACACGAACUUACCCGCUCAGCCGCCCGACUUAGCCGCCUGUUCCACCCGGUCGAUGAUAGGAAACCCCAAGGCGUUAGGACUGAUAGAGGGGCUGCGCGUCCUAUUUUCCAUUCUCGAAGCUUUGAUUCUCAAUCGGUCCCACUGACCACAUCUGAGAGGAAGGACUCGCAGCAGCAGCCUCAACCAGUCACAUCGCAGGUGCAGGAAUCCAUCCUCUUUAAUGAUGCAGAGAAAGACUCGGAUUCAUUUUCUCAAAGAAGCAUGAGUUCUGUAAGCCCAGAUCAUAGUUCACGACGAGAUUGGGACAAGACAGAAGCACGGCCACGCUAUGACAUCGCCGACUUUGAGUCCGACCUUGACGAGAUAGCCCAAAGUGCUCCAGGAUCCCCAAGGGAUGCAGCUCGCUCGUUCGGCGUGCGCAGUCAUUCUGCACCUGACCUAGUCAAAGACCCGUUCAAGUUGGAGUUAUAUGAAAAGUCCUCCCCUUUUGAACAGAAUGAUUUCGAUAGCCCUGAGUCGCCGUUUCAGCGACGUAAGUUCAUCGACAACUGGAUUCUUCACCAGGUUCGCACCUCCUCGCUGGAAAGUGCACGCUUGAGAUCCCAGCCCGAAUGGGAGACCUUACGCGCCCAAGGCUUGACCGAUGAAGAAAUCAGUCAAUUGGCUCUUGAAUGCUGGCACUCGCAUGACCCAGGAGCAGUGGUAUCUAGUGGUUCCACAAUCAAACCGUCUAGAAAAUCGGAACAAGCCAGCACUGUUAUAUGGCGCGGGACCUGCCGGUCUUUCAACCAUCGAAAGAGAACUAAUUCCAUGGCUUUUGGUGCUCGGCCACAGCUCCGCCGCAUGUCUCGCUAUGAUCCCGCCUGGCGUGGAUUUGGGCCUGAUGAUGAGGGCAGUCAGUCAGGGGACGCAGCUAAGGAGAAAGAGUGA
This is a messenger RNA of Aspergillus niger, 1530 nucleotides long. RefSeq lists its product as hypothetical. The transcript has 2 exons. The record is from RefSeq and is a predicted model, not a curated record. NCBI's taxonomy places the organism in Eukaryota, Fungi, Ascomycota, Eurotiomycetes, Eurotiales, Aspergillaceae. Bases 1 to 1530 code for a protein of 509 amino acids.